GGCCAAAUGAUCUAUCUCCCCGAGACGGAUCUCAUGCUCUUCGUGUGUUCUCCCUCGGUUCUCAACCUCGACGACCUCUAUCGGCGAGGCCUCUACCUCUCGGACAUCCCUCUCCACGAUGCCACUCGAGACCUCGUCCUCCUGAGCGAGAAGUUCGAGGCCGAGUACAACUUGACCACGAACUUGGAGAUCUUGACGGAUAAGUUACAACACACUCACAGAGAACUGGAGAGCGAACGACAGAAAACGGAUAAACUGUUGUAUUCUGUGCUGCCUAUCAGCAUUGCCAACGAGCUGAGACACAAAAGAGCUGUGCCACCACGAAGAUACGAGGUGGUGUCACUGCUUUUCUCAGGUAUCGUAGGGUUCACCGAGUAUUGUUCACGACACACAGAUAUCGAAGGUGCGUCCAAGAUCGUCAAAAUGCUGAACGACCUGUACACUGCCUGUGAUGUUCUCACGGAUGAGGUCAAGAACCCUAAUGUCUACAAGGUGGAGACGGUUGGGGACAAGUACAUGGCAGUAAGCGGGCUGCCGGAGCCGUGCCACCACCAUGCUCGCUGCAUCGCCAACCUGGCACUGGAUAUGAUGGACAAGGCUGCCGGGGUCAUUGUCGACGGCCAGCGGCUGCACAUCACCAUCGGGAUCCACUCCGGGGAGGUGGUGACGGGCGUCAUUGGACAGCGGAUGCCCAGAUACUGUCUCUUCGGCAACACCGUCAACAUCACCUCCAGGACAGAGACCACGGGGGAGAAAGGCCGCAUCAAUGUCUCCGAGGACGCGUACAGGUACCUGCAGGCGGCGGAGAACUACGACCCGGGUUUCGCAUUCUCCUACCGAGGUCCGGUGCCCAUGAAGGGCCGGAAGGAGCCCAUGCACGUCUGGUUCCUUGAUAGGAAGAUCCCUAUGUUGGCGGCUCUUCCCGCCCCUUAGGGCUGGGGGACUUAGUGAGGGCUUGGGGACUUAGUGAGGGCUUGGGGACUUAGUGAGGGCUUGGGGACUUAGUGAGGGCUUGGGGACUAAGUGAGGGCUUGGGGACUUAGUGAGGGCUCGGGGACUUAGUGAGGGCUCGGGGACUUAGUGAGGGCUGGGGGACUUAGUGAGGGCUUGGGGACUUAGUGAGGGCUUUGGGACUUAGUCAGGGCUUGGGGACUUAGUCAGGGCUUGGGGACUUAAUGAGGGCUCGGGGACUUAGUGAGGGUUUGGGGACUUAAUGAGGGCUUGGGGACUUAGUGAAGGCUGGGGGACUUAGUGAAGGCUGGGGGACUUAGUGAAGGCUUGGGGACUUAGUGAGGGCUUGGGGACUUAGUGAGGGCUUGGAGACUUAGUGAGGGCUUGGGGACUUAGUAAGGGCUAGGGGACUUAGUAAAGGCUUGUGAACUUCGUAGUGACUUAAAAACUUUGCAAUGACUAGUAAACUUACUAAGGACUGGUGAACUUAGUGUGGAUUUCAGAAGUUAGUAAGGAUUAGCUAGGGAACUUAUAAGAAGUUCAGAAGUUACCAGGAACUAUGGUACUUUGUAAGGUCUAUGGAACUUAGAAGUUCUACAGAACUUAGUAAGGAUUAUUGAAGUUUGAAAGAACUAUGGAACUUAGUUACAACUUAGGAAGUUAAUAAGAACUGUUAAACUUAGUAAGGACUAUGGAACUUAGUAAGGAAUAAGAAACUUAGUAAGAACUAAGAAACUUAGUAAGGACUAGGGAACUUAGUAAGGAUUAAGAAACUUAGUAAAGAUAAAGGAACUCAGUAAGGACUAGACAGAGAGUAGAUCCUCAGGAGACUAUGGAGUUGGGCUCUGGUUGUCGGUCUGGAGUGGCCUCACCAGGGCGAAAAGCCAGGCAAGGUUGAUACGGAGAAGCUGUUACCCAAGCAGCAGGUCCCCCCU
Procambarus clarkii (red swamp crayfish) is the source of this 1886-nucleotide messenger RNA. The record is from RefSeq and is a predicted model, not a curated record. NCBI's taxonomy places the organism in Eukaryota, Metazoa, Arthropoda, Malacostraca, Decapoda, Cambaridae.